CCUAUCACUCGCCCAAACAUGAUCAGUACUAUUCCCGAGGGUCACGAUGACCACGACUACCAGACCGCCUACAAAGGCAAGAGGCGACGCAUCUCCAAGGUGUCGAUGAGCCUAGGCCACGCCGCCGCCGAAGACGUGCGAAGCGAAAUCUCGUCGAGCAUCCGCAAAGAAUUGUCACGACGACGAAGCAGUGUCAUUGCUCCCGAAGCACAGCUCAAACGACGACCCACAGAGACUGCCAACAUCCUCUCCGCCGAGACCACCGAAUCUGCUGCAUCCAAGACAUUGAACAACUUUGACCUUUUCGAACACAUCUUGAUGCAAUUGCCUUGGUCCGGCGAUGAGGCUGCUAUGCAACGAGACAGCAUCCGCACUAUCAUGACAACAUCAAGGACGUGCCGCAGCUUCAAAGGCAUGAUCGAUGCAUCUGCUCGCCUGCAGAAGCGUUUGUUCCUGGCACGCGACUCGGAGCAAAAGCGACCCUGUUUUUGUGGUCAUCAAGAAGAGGAGCGCACCUGCGGCGCAGAGACAAACCCCUUCAUCACACCAACACUCAAGAAACACAUCCUGCACAAUUCUUUCUCCUGCGACCAACGACGACAGAAGCAACAAGCCGCAAAACAAGCUCGCGCCGACCAACAAUCCCUCUCCCGCCACCUCGAAACCACCAAUCAAUCCCCAGACGACUACUUCAGCCACCCAGUCCUCUUCCGCGAUCUCCAAGACCGCCAAAAGAAGCACAUGCUCGCCUUCAAAAUCUCCGAAAACGAUCCUUUCUACCUCCUCGGCGAACGCUCUGCGCCCGACGCAAGCUGGCGCAACAUGUACUUUUCGAACCCAGCACCAACGCGUAUUGAGCUGUACUAUUGGAGUUACCUGAUCCGUUGCGAGUCACAAGAUGGAAAGCCAUUGACGGCGGGCUUUGUGUGGGAUACCAUUCAUGAGACGCUUGAGGUCGCGAGACAGCGCAAAGCUCCGGGAUAUCAGUAUGAGGGCGAUGAGCCGUUGCUUGUGCUGCUGGGCUCGUGGGAGAAAGAGGGGGAUCACAGGCAUGUUUAUGACUGGUUGAACCAGAGGCAUGAAGCUUGCAGCAGUCCGGAUUGUCGAUACGCAAAGGUUUGA
Molecule: messenger RNA, 1122 nt
Organism: Aureobasidium namibiae CBS 147.97
Lineage: Eukaryota; Fungi; Ascomycota; Dothideomycetes; Dothideales; Saccotheciaceae
Exons: 1
Source: RefSeq, a predicted model, not a curated record